CGCUUCCCUGACUGGUCCGUGGUACUGCCAUCGCCGCCUAUCACCUCCCCAACCCCGGCCCCAAUCACAAAGACGGCUGCUUUCGAGGUAUGCAGCUUCCGAAAGAAAAAAAAUUACAGCGAGAUGAAAUAUACUAUCGCUUUACGCGUAUCUAAAUAAAAUAACUCCUUGCAGGGGAUAAUAAUUCAUUCGUUUGUAGAGACGACCUAAUAAUUGUCGACCGUGUGUGGAGAAAGCUACGGAGGUAACAGAUUCCCCGGGAAGAGAUGUCAACUCUCUGGCCGGAGGAGCCCACUAGACGAUUCUCCCCCAGCGUUGAGAUUGACUCCAGCUCCGGCAUGAGGAAGAAGGCGAGGGUGAGCUCCCAGCGCUGGCUGAAGCAGGAGAACGACCCGGAAGUGGUUCAGUGGGACACCAUGACCUCUGGCACGGCCAGCGACGUGGAGCAGGACAACACCCUCAGCAGUGCGGUAUCCACCAUGUCCCCCCCUGAGGGCCUGCCCCCCAGCGUCAUGCUGACCAUCACAAAGCUCCAGUGCCUGCUGGAGAGCAAGCAGGAGCGCAUCAACUUCCUGGAGAGGCAGGUGGAGGACCUGCAGCAGGACCGCAAGUUCCUGCGCACUCAAAUCGAGAACCUCACCAGCUCGCGCUCCGCCUCCACCGCUGAAGAUUCUAAACCGGGAAAGCUGUUGUACUCCGACCCCAAGCCGCGGAAAAGGUCGAGGGCCGCCUCGUCCAGCUCGUCCUUCAGCGACGACAGCGUCUCAGAGGAGUCGGCCUCCACGCUGACCUCAGGGGCCUCCAGCGACCUGAAGAGGAAGAGGCAUCACCGCGAGAAGAGGAGAGGGAAGAAGGCUAAAGACUACAGCCGCAAGAGAGCCACCGGGGUGCAGUACGUCAUCCACCGCUACAAGCAGGUGCUCUCCGCCUUCAACAAGAAGAAGAGCAUGAGCGGCGCCUUCCGGCACUACGGCAUCGACCGCAACACCAUCGCCAACACUGCCCCCAUUGCCGAGCUCUACCUGGCUGCCAAGGAGAUGCUGCACCUGGUGGGCCUCUUCCACCCCCGCGAGGAGACGCUGGUCAAGUAUGCGCAGAAGUGUGCCGUGGUCAUCGAGAGCGACGAGGCGCUGUCGCGGAAGAUCGAGCAGAUGAAGGCCACAGGCGAGCUGCUGCCCAUAACCGCCAAGAAGUCGAAAAGCCACUCCCUGCUCUCUGGCCUGCCCGGGGAGUCCUGCAGCAGCGUGGAUCAUGUGGGCUGACGAAACCUCACCGUGUAGCAAUCAGUUCAGCCAGUUAUAGUCACUCUGGAAAUGUUAGUGUACACAGCUGGAAAUUUUCAGCUC
This is a messenger RNA of Megalops cyprinoides (Indo-Pacific tarpon), 1346 nucleotides long. Its product is annotated as coiled-coil domain-containing protein 106-like. The record is from RefSeq and is a predicted model, not a curated record. The coding region runs from base 267 to 1262 and encodes 331 amino acids. Gene Ontology annotation, cellular component: nucleoplasm. The transcript has 5 exons. Lineage: Eukaryota; Metazoa; Chordata; Actinopteri; Elopiformes; Megalopidae.